AAUAAUUUUUUAAGCUGACAUAAUUACAGAGGAAAAAAUAAAUUGACAUUUUAAAUUAUUUAAAACCCUUAUAACUCUUGUUUCAGUUCAGCACGCGUCAAUUUACUGUUGCAGCAAAUGUUAAUCAAUCCAUCUCAUUUAAAUUUAUAGGAUUUCCAUCUAAAAUAAAUGUAUUCACCUUACAUAUUUAUUUAUUUCGUCGACCGCGAACUGACUCUCAAGGUGCUCCCAGUCUGUAGCUGCGAACAUCAAUGGUAGAAGAGGAAAGAAAUAAGAUUGUUUGGGAAACUCCAGAAAACCCUCCUAAACGUGAUGACUACAUUUUUCAUCAUGGGAAGCGAAUGGUGCGGCCUUAUUACUUUGAAUUCAUUGCUCAUGUUAAGAAAAGAUGGGCUGGAAAGAAAGUAGUGGAUUUGUUUUCACACGAGUUUAGACAACGGCCUUAUGAAUAUUAUGUUGAGGCUGUAAAAUCAGGAAGAAUUUGCGUUGAUGGCAAAUUAGUGUCAGAUGAAUAUGUUGUUAAAGCUUCCCAGACACUUAGUCAUUUUGUUCACAGGCAUGAACCUCCUGUGAUGGCAGAGCCAAUCAUGAUUUUGGAUGAAACAAGUGAUGUUAUUACCGUUUGCAAGCCUUCAUCUAUUCCUGUACAUCCAUGUGGGCAAUAUCGCAAGAACACAGUUAUUGGCAUUUUAGAGGCAGAGCAUGGGAUUGCUCCUUUGUUCCCAAUACAUCGACUAGAUAGAUUGGUCUCUGGGCUUCUCAUCUUAGCCAAGAAUGCUGCCUCAGCUAACCAGUUUCGACAGGAGAUUGAGGCCGGGAAAGUGCAAAAAGAAUAUGUUGCAAAGGUCAAAGGUGUAUUUCCUGCUGAAGAGGUUGAAGUUGAUGCAAAUGUAUUCUAUGAUGCUCGAGAAGGGAAGAGCACAACAGAGGUGGUUGAUGGCAGUAACAAGCAACCUGGCAAGGGGAAAGCAGCCCACACAAAGUUUGUAAGACUUGGUACAAAUGGAAUUUUCAGUAUCGUCAAGUGCUUACCUGUAAGUGGUCGGACACAUCAGAUCCGUGUUCAUCUGCAACAUUUGGGUCAUCCUAUAGCCAAUGAUGCACUCUACUCUGUGGAGAAUCCUCCUGACCGGUCUAUAGAAGGAACAAGUUCUGAUCGGGCUGCUAGGAGGAGGCAGACACUUGUGUCUGAAUUGGGUCAAUCAGAGCUGUGUUCCAGUGGUCUAUCUAAGCAGUGUAAUAGCCGUGAAGAAGCUGGCAUUGUGUUUGAUGAAGACCUUAAUGAAGGAAACCCAUCUACAGAUUCCAAGUCAAGGGGAAAUGCAGUUGAUGAUUUAGCAGGGACCAUCAAGAGACAAAAAGUGGAAGGAAAAUCAAUAAUGAACAAGAGACCAGCAAAUUGUUCAAUGGGAGAUCCUUCCAUUGAUUUUCAGAAAGGGGAUGCAAAUGCUGAUGAAAGGCUUAGUAUGCAUGGUUGUGAGAAAAUGUAUCUGAAGAUCGAUUCAAUGUGUACAAAUUGUCCCAAUGUGGCUCCAUCUGGUCUCUCAAAACAGUGCUCCCAUCUUAGCACAUCAGAACAACCUUCCAUGACACCAAUAUGAGCUAUGAUGAACAUGAGGAUGGACUAUUGUUGCAUUGUGUUCGAUAUUCUGGACCAAACUGGGCCUACGAGUGUCCCUCACCUCAAUGGGCUCUCAUCUGAUGCAUUUUGAUUUUUGAACACUUGCGGUCAUUUUGGAAAUGUUUUCUCAGUUUUUAUGAUGGGCCCCAAUAAGUUCAGUUUACUUCCAGCCCUUGGUCUACUGUGAACUGUGAAGAAUAUGAGGCCACUGGUAAGCUAUAGCUUUGUCAGAGAAGUAUUUUUUACACGAGUAAAUGUUGUAAUAAUAUUGGGCAGUUGGUUACUUAUUGGAAAUCAAUUACUUAUUGGAAAUCAAUCAAGAAAGAUUCAAAAUUUCUGGAAAAUCUAUGUUGUAGAUGCUAAUGACCAGUCUUAAUGUAUGUUGCAACUGUUUUCACUAAAUAAAACUCAUGAUGGAUGCUUGAUAGUUUUCUUUGAAAUCA
Cryptomeria japonica (Japanese cedar) is the source of this 2064-nucleotide messenger RNA. Its product is annotated as RNA pseudouridine synthase 7. The transcript has 13 exons. Bases 252 to 1601 code for a protein of 449 amino acids. Gene Ontology annotation, molecular function: RNA binding; pseudouridine synthase activity. NCBI's taxonomy places the organism in Eukaryota, Viridiplantae, Streptophyta, Pinopsida, Cupressales, Cupressaceae. The record is from RefSeq and is a predicted model, not a curated record. Gene Ontology annotation, biological process: pseudouridine synthesis.